This is a messenger RNA of Camellia sinensis, 1972 nucleotides long. Its product is annotated as mitogen-activated protein kinase homolog NTF3. Gene Ontology annotation, biological process: protein phosphorylation. Lineage: Eukaryota; Viridiplantae; Streptophyta; Magnoliopsida; Ericales; Theaceae. The record is from RefSeq and is a predicted model, not a curated record. Gene Ontology annotation, molecular function: MAP kinase activity; ATP binding.
GAUUGUACGGUUUGUUCGGGUAAUCUAUGCCCAGCCCUACUUCACCCUUCACACCCACAAUGAUCCAUCCGCUGCCCAGCUCUGUCCGAACGCGACGAGUUUACGAAUCAACUGUUUCUGCCUCAGAUCCCUAAGAUCUCUCUCUGCCUUUCCCAAUAUAUAUUAUAUGUAUAUUAUCACUACUAACUAAGAAAUUCAAUCGAAAGGAUCGAACGAUGGAUUCUUCAGUGGAGCUGUUCUUGAUCCGUGCAAAUUAGCCACAACUAGGGUUUUCAGUGCAGAGAUUUUGUUGAAUUGCAGAGCAUAAGUGGUUGAUUGUCAAAAGACGGAGAGAUUCCAAGUAGACUUGCAGUGAAUCCAGUUGCUGAAAAGCGAAUUGGAUUGGAAUUUCAGUGAAAAGUUUUUGGAAAGCCAGGUGGUACCUCAGAAUAUUGGAGAUGCUUGACAAAUAGCAAUCGAAAUCAUCAGGGGCAACGAAGAGGUCGGUGUCGGACUUCAUGUGAAAAUAAUCUAGGAGAAGGAAAUUGUGGAAGAUCACAACAACCACCAAAUUUCGUCAUUUUUGUUUGUAGGAAAAUGGCGACUCCAGUUGAGCCUCCGAAUGGAAUUAACUCUCCAGGGAAGCAUUACUAUUCCAUGUGGCAAACUUUGUUUGAGAUUGAUACCAAGUAUGUGCCAAUCAAGCCUAUUGGUCGAGGGGCCUAUGGUAUUGUGUGCUCUUCCAUUAACAGGGAAACCAAUGAGAAGGUUGCGAUUAAGAAGAUACAUAAUGCCUUUGAGAACUGUGUAGAUGCGCUGAGAACAUUGCGUGAACUGAAGCUCCUCCGGCAUCUUAGACAUGAAAAUGUGAUUGCUUUGAAAGAUGUCAUGAUGCCUAUCCAUAGGAGAACUUUCAAGGAUGUCUACCUGGUUUAUGAACUUAUGGAUACAGAUUUGCAUCAGAUUAUUAAGUCCUCUCAAGCUCUUACCAAUGACCAUUGCCAAUAUUUCUUAUUCCAGUUGCUUCGAGGACUGAAGUAUCUCCAUUCAGCAAACAUUCUUCAUCGUGACUUGAAGCCGGGGAACCUUCUCAUCAAUGCAAACUGUGACCUAAAAAUAUGUGAUUUUGGGCUUGCACGCACCAGCAGUGGCAGGGGCCAGUUCAUGACCGAGUAUGUGGUUACUCGCUGGUACAGGGCACCAGAGCUCCUCCUCUGUUGUGACAACUAUGGGACCUCAAUUGAUGUGUGGUCUGUUGGAUGCAUCUUUGCUGAACUUCUGGGACGGAAGCCCAUCUUUCCUGGAACAGAGUGUCUCAACCAACUCAAGCUGAUUAUUAACAUCCUUGGUAGCCAGAGGGAGGAUGAUCUUGAAUUCAUUGAUAACCCGAAAGCAAGGAAGUUUAUUAAAUCACUACCUUAUUCUCCUGGGACACCUUUUUCUCGGCUUUAUCCAAAUGCCUAUCCUUUGGCAAUUGAUCUCCUACAGAAGAUGCUCGUCUUUGACCCAUCAAAGAGGAUUAGUGUUACCGAAGCACUCCAACACCCUUACAUGUCUUCACUAUAUGAUUCGAACUGUGACCCUCCAGCACAGGUCCCGAUUGAUCUGGACAUAGAUGAGGACUUGGGGGAAGAAAUGAUAAGGGAGAUGAUGUGGAAGGAAAUGCUUCACUACCAUCCUGAAGCUGCCACAGCCAAUGUGGAUGUGAGCUAGUAGUGUGACCUUCACUUUCUCAGUUUAAUAGUUUAUUAGAUCUUUAUGCAUUUUUGUAGUCCCUUUUCCGAUUUUACGUUAUUUUCCUCGCUUUUUAAUAAUCUUGAUGAAUUAUGCAUUAGCAGUUCGUGCCGUUUAAUGUUUAUGCAUAAUAUUACUAAGAACUUGUUUAUGACCUCGAGCUCUUUGUAUAUAUGUGUGUUGUUGUAUUUCUGGAACUCUUCUGUUGUACAUUAAGUUAUAUGAUAUGAUGAUAUACUAUUAUGAUCAUUUGUACGAA